GGAGGAUACAGAGAGAAAGAAAGAGACGAGAGAGGAUGACAUGAUGAGAUGAGAGGAACGUGGAAGGGAACAAGAGGGAGAGGAGAGAGAAAGAGAGAUCAAUAGGAGUUAAAAAGAAAAAAGGGAGGCAGAGGAGGAUAGCGAGAGACUGAGAGAGAGGAGGAGAAGGAGGAGGAGACGGGGGGGCAGGGCCAGACUUUCCCAGUUGCCACUCCCCCGUCUUUAAACCUCCAGCUAACGGUGAAUCUCAGCAAUCUUCAACCCCAAAAUCAAGCUUCUUUAUGGGGGAGCGUCGCCGCGGAGCCUGCCCCCACCUGGAAGUCCAAACCCACAGUGAAAUUAACCAGAGCUGGACUCGAGGUCUGAACCAUGGACCCUCCCAUUACAAGUCUCCAUGAUGACCCUGAUAUUAAACUGAUGAUGGCCGGGUCGACUCUGCGGAAGGUGAAGUCGCGCUCAUGGAAGAGGCACAGACACUUCCGCCUCCUGGAGGACGGGCAGACCAUCUGGUACAAGUCCAGGUGGGCGGGUCGAGGGCACUCCACAUUCUCAAUUUCAGACCUGGAGGCGGUUCGUGAUGGGCACCAGUCGGAGCUGCUCCUCAGUCUCUCUGCAGAGUUCCCCUCAGAGCAGUGCUUCACUCUGGUGUUCCACGGGAGGCAGGGUACUCUGGACCUCGUGGCCGAGACCCCCGACGAGGCCAAGUCCUGGAUCCAAGGAGUCCGGAAACUCAUCCACAAGUCCCAGACCAUGGACGAGAAGGAGCGACUCGACCAAUGGGUGCGUGACUGGUUCACUAAAGCCGACAAAAACAGAGACGGACAGAUGACGUUUAAAGAAGCGAAGACUCUGCUCAAAAUGAUGAACGUGGAAAUGAACGAGGAGCACGCGCUGCACCUCUUCACCAUGUCGGAUAAGCUGGAGCGUGGUUAUCUGGACAUGGAGGAGUUUGUGCUCUUCUAUAAGCUCCUGACUCAGAGGGACGAGGUCUGGAAGGUCUUUCAGGAUUUCUCUGCUGACGGAGAGCGCCUCCUGCUGGAUGAACUGCAGAGCUUCCUCCGGGUGGAGCAGCAGGAGGCAGAGGAGCGAGCCAAAGACAUGAUUCUGCUGUACGAGCCCUCGGAGACAGCGCGUGAGCAGAUGUGCAUGUCUCUGGACGGGUUCCAGCUCUACCUGUGCUCUCCUCAUGGAUCUAUAUUUAACCCGGAUCACGUGGAGCUGCACCAAGACAUGAGCCUCCCUCUGAGCUACUACUUCAUCUCAUCCUCCCACAACACGUACCUGAUGGAGGACCAGCUCAGGGGCCACAGCAGCACCGAGGCGUACAUACAAGCUCUGAAGCGUGGCUGCCGCUGUGUGGAGCUGGACUGUUGGGAUGGGCCUGAUGGAGAGCCUAUAGUUUACCAUGGACACACCCUCACCUCCAAAAUCCUGUUCAGAGACGUCAUUUCUACCCUCAAGGAGUACGCUUUCAAGGCGUCUGAGUUCCCAGUGAUCCUGUCUCUGGAGAACCACUGUGGGGUGGAGCAGCAGAACGUCAUGGCCCGGCACCUGAAGUCCAUCCUGGGGGAGAGUCUGCAGAGCUCCCUGAUCACUGCGGAAGAACCAGAGCUGUUGCCAUCUCCACAGGAUCUGAAAGGUAAGAUUCUGCUGAAGGCGAAGAAGUUGGGAGGUUUGGAGCAGAGAUCAGACGAAGCCCUGACGGAUGAAGUGAGCGACGAAGAGGAGAACGGAGAGCUGGAGAGAGAGUCUGUGGAAGACCUGACGAAAGAAGAGAAUAUGAAUAAACAGAAGUCCAAAGUGUCCCGUGAGCUGUCCGACCUGGUGGUGUACUGCCGCAGCGUUCACUUCCACGGGUUCGAACACGCCAGCGCCCAGGGCAAGUGCACCGAGAUGUCCUCCUUCUCCGAGUCCAAGGUCAAGAAACUGGCCAAAGAAUCAGGUCCAGAGAUGGUUCGGUACAAUGUGAAACAGCUGACCAGAGUGUACCCCAGCGGACUCCGCACAGACUCCUCCAACUACAACCCCCAGGACAUGUGGGGCUGUGGUUGCCAGAUUGUGGCGUUGAACUUCCAGACUGCUGGUUUGGAGAUGGACCUAAACGAUGGCCUCUUUCGUCAGAACGGCAGCUGCGGUUUUGUGCUUAAGCCGGAGUUUAUGAGAAAAUCGGACUCAGAGUUCAGUCCAGACCGCCCCGAAUCCAGACCGGGAUACAGGCCCCUCCGGCUCUCCAUACAGGUGAUCAGUGGGCAGCAGUUUCCGAAGGUGAACCAGAAGGAAGGCUCCAUCGUGGAUCCUUUGGUCCGAGUGGAGAUCUACGGAGUCCCCAAAGACCAGAGCCGCGAGGAGACCAGCUACAUCCACAACAACGGUUUUAACCCCGUGUGGAACGAGACCCUGAACUUGGUGGUGCACUGCCCGGAGCUGGCCCUGGUCCGGUUUGUGGUGGAGGAUUAUGACAAAGCCUCCAGAAAUGACUUCAUCGGACAGUUCACUCUUCCCUUCACCAGCUUACAACCAGGUUAUCGUCACGUUCACCUCCUCUCCAGAGAUGGCACUCCGAUCCCUCCGGCUUCAGUCUUUGUAAAUGUUUCUAUUUCAGAGUACACAUGAACAAGACGAACGACGCAUGGAAAGUUUAUUUUACGUUAGUUUUACUCAUAUUUAAGACUGAAAAAUUUAUAGAUUUUACAUUGCAAAAAAACAAAAAACAAAACUGUAACCGAAAUGAAGUUAGGUGCUGUUAUUUUUCUGUUUUAGGAAU
Molecule: messenger RNA, 2764 nt
Organism: Boleophthalmus pectinirostris (great blue-spotted mudskipper)
Lineage: Eukaryota; Metazoa; Chordata; Actinopteri; Gobiiformes; Gobiidae
Gene: plcd4b
Product: phospholipase C, delta 4b
Exons: 16
Coding region: 370-2613 (747 amino acids)
Biological process (GO): intracellular signal transduction; lipid metabolic process
Molecular function (GO): calcium ion binding; phosphatidylinositol-4,5-bisphosphate phospholipase C activity
Source: RefSeq, a predicted model, not a curated record